Messenger RNA from Alligator mississippiensis (American alligator), 11366 nucleotides. It is a transcript of the gene ABCA5, whose product is annotated as ATP binding cassette subfamily A member 5. Gene Ontology annotation, biological process: transmembrane transport; lipid transport. The transcript has 41 exons. Bases 531 to 5471 code for a protein of 1646 amino acids. The record is from RefSeq and is a predicted model, not a curated record. Lineage: Eukaryota; Metazoa; Chordata; Crocodylia; Alligatoridae. Gene Ontology annotation, cellular component: membrane; intracellular membrane-bounded organelle. Gene Ontology annotation, molecular function: lipid carrier activity; ATP hydrolysis activity; ATP binding.
CGCGGCGGGAGGCCGGGCCGAGCUGAGCGAGCCUGAGGCGGCGGGAGCGGGAGCGGGAGCGGGGCGCUGCGGCGGCGACCUAGAAGCACUUGAAAUGUACAGGACGAAGGAUUAUUUUCUUUGACUCUGGAUGGAAUCUGUCUAUGAAACUGACCUUUCUGGAUUUAAAAAAAUAUGACCUUUUAAGGAACUGGUUCUGCAUGGGUGGACCUUUAUGCUCACCUGGAAACCCAGUGAAGUCGACGAAGCACUGUACAAAAGCCUGGAUAUAUUUGAAUUCAAGAGUGGAGCCUAAAUAAGUAGUAACUAUUAUUAUUCCUGUUUCACAGUUGGAAAAAUUAAGAUACACAGAGACUGAAUUAUCUAAAACCUCACAGCAAGAACUGGGAUUAAAACCCAGGACUGUUCUUCUGCCUUGUAUUUAGGUUGCUAGAGCAGGUAUGUCUUGGAAGCCUCUGAAGCUGCCUCUUCAAAUCCAUUUCUUCAAAGGACAGAGCACACCAGCAUUAUAUAACUCAUAGGCCUGGAAAAUGGCUGUGGAAAUUCCAAAAGAGACAGGGAUAUGGAGGCAAACCAAAGCUCUCUUAUUCAAGAACUAUCUUGUUAAAUGCAGGACGAAAAAGAGCAGUGUACAGGAAAUCCUGUUUCCACUAUUCUUUUUAUUUUGGCUAAUAUUAAUGAGCAUGAUGCAUCCUAAUAGAAAAUAUGGCGCGGUGCCUGAUGCAGAUCUUGGUUCUCUAGACACUUCCAUGCUUGUGAAUUUCGUUCUUGGAUAUACCCCAGUGACCAAUAUGACAAGAAGGAUCAUGCAGAAAGUGGAUUCUGAUUUCUUUGCAGAUGGCAUAAUUACAGAGGAAUAUUUAAGUGAAGAAGAAUUACAAGAUGCUAGCAUGUUUAAAUCAUCAAACUUUGUGGGCAUAGUUUUCAAAGAUUCCAUGUCCUACCAGCUUAGAUUUCCUAAUGCUGUCACGAUGUCUUCCAUUUACAUGGAAUCAAGAGCCAGUUGUUCCAGUUCAUUGAACAGAUGUGAAUCCGUUGAAUACUGGCGUUCAGGAUUUGUAGCUCUACAAGCUUGCAUUGAUGCUGCAAUAAUUCAGCUGAAGACUAAUCAUUCAGUCAGGGAACAACUGGAAUUAACAAAAGCUGUUGUUAUGGGAGAGGCUGCGGUUAUGGAAAUAGACCACUUUCCCCGUGCAAUCAUUUUAAUUUACCUAGUAAUAGCCUUUUCUCCCUUCGGGUACUAUUUGGCAAUUCACAUCGUGGCAGAAAAAGAGAGGAAGUUGAAGGAAUUUUUAAAAAUACUGGGACUUCAUGACACUGCCUUUUGGCUUUCCUGGGUUCUGUUAUACACAACCUUGAUUUUUGUCAUGUCCAUUCUUAUGGCAGUCAUUGCAACAGCCUCUUCGCUAUUUCCCCUGAGUAGUUCCUUUGUGAUAUUUCUUCUGUUUUUCCUGUAUGGAAUAUCCUCAGUGUUCUUUGCUUUUAUGCUGACUCCUCUUUUCAGAAAAUCAAAACAUGUGGGUAUCGUUGAAUUCUUAGCAACACUGGCUUUAGGUUUUGUGGGUCUUAACAUUGUAUUAUUAGAGGAUUUUCCAAAGGCUUUUGUAUGGAUUGUGAGCCCAUUCUGUCAGUGUACAUUCCUGAUUGGCAUUGCCCAGGUUAUGCAUCUGGAAGAUUAUGAUGAUGGUGCACUGUUUUCAAAUCUAACUCAUGGUCCUUAUCCGCUUGUUAUUUCUCUCAUUUUACUGGUACUGGACAGCAUGCUUUACGUGCUUCUUGCUGUCUACCUUGAUCAGGUCAUUCCAGGUGAGUUUGGAUUGCGGCGAACAUCGCUAUUCUUUAUGAAACCCUCAUUUUGGUCAAAGCGCAGAAGAAAUUACAAGGAGUUAUAUGAGAGUACUAUUAAUGGAAGCCUAAAUUUCAGUGAGAUGGUUGAACCGGUAUCCCCUGAAUUUCAGGGAAAAGAAGCUAUCAGAAUCAACUCCGUUCAGAAAACUUUCAGAAAAAAAGGUGAAACUGUGGAGGCUCUCAGAAGUCUAUCAUUUGAUAUAUAUGAGGGUCAGAUUACAGCAUUACUUGGACAUAGUGGAACGGGAAAAACAACACUGAUGAACAUUCUUUGUGGACUUUGUCCACCUUCUGAUGGGUUUGCAUCUGUUUAUGGAUACAGAGUCUCUGAAAUUGAUGAAAUGCUGGAAGUAAGAAAGAUUACUGGUGUCUGCCCACAAUUAGAUAUACAUUUUGACAUUUUAACAGUGGAAGAAAAUUUAUCUAUAUUUGCUUCAAUAAAAGGAAUACCUCCCAACGAUUUGAUACAAGAGGUGCAGAAAGUACUGUUAGAUUUGGAUAUGCAGCCUAUCAAGGACAACCAAGCUAAAAAAUUAAGUGGAGGGCAGAAAAGAAAACUGUCUGUAGGCAUUGCUGUUCUUGGGAAUCCCAAGGUUUUACUCUUGGAUGAACCAACUGCUGGCAUGGACCCAUGUUCACGGCAUGUAAUUUGGAAUCUCCUGAAAAAUCGAAAGGCUAAUCACGUAACAGUGUUCAGUACACACUUCAUGGAUGAAGCAGAUAUUCUUGCUGAUCGAAAAGCUGUGAUUUCUCAAGGGAUGCUGAAAUGCCUAGGCUCGUCUCUCUUUCUUAAAAGCAAGUGGGGUAUUGGGUACCGGUUGAGCAUGCAUAUAGAUGCCUAUUGUAAUAUAGAAGCUACAACCUCCUUGAUCAGACAGCAUAUACCAGGAGCCAGUCUGAUGCAACAAAACGAAGAGCAACUGGUGUACACCUUACCUUUUAGAGACAUGGACAAGUUCUCAGGAUUAUUUUCUGAUCUAGACACUCAUUCACAUUUGGGUGUUAUUACAUAUGGAGUUUCCAUGACAACCUUGGAGGAUGUGUUCCUGAAGCUAGAAGUUGAAGCAGAAAUUGAUCAGGCAGAUUAUAGUGUAUUUAAUUCUCAGCAAGCACAGGAGGAAAUAGAUGCAAAAUCACUUGAUGAGAUGGAGCAAAGCCUACUGGUACUCUCUGAGACAAAAUCCUCCAUAGAGAGCAAUGUAGCCCUUUGGAAACAGCAGGUGUCUACAAUAGCCAGGGUUCACUUCCUCAGUUUAAGACGUGAGAAUAAGUCAGUGAGAGUUAUGUUGUUGCUUUUCUUAGUUUUCCUUGUAGUUCAAAUUUUUAUGUUUUUCAUUCGUCACUACUUGAAAAAUGCUGUAGUUCCUCUCAGACUCUCCCCAGAUAUGUACUUGUUGAAACCUGGACAACAAUCUCACAAGUACAAAACAAGUCUCCUCCUUCAGAAUGCCACAGGAUCAGAUAUUGAUGAUAUCAUCAGCUCUCUUGGGAGCCUUAACAUACUGACUGAGGUAUUCAAUAGCAGUGAUUAUGUGUCAGCAGCUCCGCAUACAGCAGCUUUAAACAUAUAUAAUUCAGGAAAGAAUUACAUAUUUGCUGCUGUAUUUAACAGUAGUAUGGUGCAUUCCCUCCCUGUUUUGAUGAAUGUCAUUAGCAACCUGGUUCUCCGCGACUUAAAUGUGACUGAGAGCAUUCAGAUAUGGAGCAACCCAUUCAUUCAAGAAACUGUUGAUGCAGUGUUCAAACUAGAACUUUACUUUGAAGCCGUGUUGCUAGGAAUCAUUGUAACUGGAAUUCCACCAUAUUUUGCGAUGGACAAUGCAGAAAACCAAAAGAUCAAAGCCUACACUCAGCUUAAGAUAUCGGGCCUUUACCCAUCUGCUUACUGGACUGGACAAGCAAUCAUUGAUCUGCCUUUAUUUUUCUUUAUUCUUGGCUUAAUGAUAGGAAGCUUAUUUGCGUUUCAUUAUGGUGUUUAUUUCUAUGUCGGGAAGUUCCUUGCUGUGAUCUUCUGUCUUAUUGGCUAUGCACCUUCAGUUGUGCUGUUCACAUACGUGGUUUCUUUCACAUUUAAAAAAAUUCAAAAUACUAGAGAAUUUUGGUCAUUUAUUUUUUCAGUGGCAGCUUUGGUUUGCACCGUUGUCACUGAAGUGGCUUUCUUCAUGGGCUACUAUACUGUAACCACUGUUCUUCAUUAUAUCUUCUCCAUUUUCAUUCCAAUCUACCCUCUUAUUGGAUGCUUGAUUUCUUUUAUAAAGGUCUCAUGGAAAGACCAGCGAAAGAACGAAGAAUACCAUAAUCCAGGGAACAGACUCGUGAUAGCAGUUGUAGCACCUUAUUUGCAGUGCAUACUUUGGCUGCUACUUCUGCGAUAUCUUGAGGUGAAGAAUGGAGGUAGAUCAGUAAGAAAAGACCCAUUUUUCAGAAAUUAUUUUACAGAGGGUAAAAUCUGGAAGGUUCCAGAGGUACCACAUGAUGAAAAUGAGGAUGAAGAUGUAAAGGCUGAGAGGUUGCGAGUCAAAGAAAUUCUAACCAGUCAAAACUGUGAGGAGAAGCCAGCAAUUUUGGUCAGCAGUUUGCAUAAAGAAUAUGACGAAAGGAAAGAUUUUCUUCUUAGAAGAAACAUAAAGAAGGUCGCGACUAAGCAUGUCUCUUUUUGUGUAAAAAAAGGAGAAAUCCUGGGAUUGUUGGGGCCCAAUGGAGCAGGGAAAAGCACGGUGAUUAACAUGCUGGUUGGAGAUGUUGAACCAACUGCUGGCCAGGUGCUGAUGGGAGAUGAUUCUUUUGGACCGAACGGUGAAGCGGAUUUGAUUAAAUUUGUGGGAUACUGUCCUCAAAUAAAUCCACUUUGGCCAGAUGUUACGUUGCAGGAGCAUUUUGAGAUUUAUGGAGCUAUCAAAGGAAUGAGUAAAAGUGAUGUGAAAGAAGUAAUAAAACGUAUUGCAAGUGCUCUAGAUUUGAAAGAGCAUCUACAGAAAACAACGAAGAAGCUUGGAGUGGGAGUUAAACGUAAGUUAUGUUUUGCACUAAGUAUGCUGGGUAAUCCCCAGAUUACGUUGCUAGACGAGCCAUCUACUGGAAUGGAUCCCAAGGCCAAACAGCACAUGUGGAGGGCAAUUAGAGCAGCAUUUAAAGGCAAAGAGAGAGCAGCUAUUCUGACCACUCAUUAUAUGGAGGAGGCUGAUGCUGUAUGCGAUAGAGUAGCAAUCCUGAUUUCAGGGCAGUUAAGGUGUAUUGGUACAGUUCAGCAUCUGAAGAGUAAAUUUGGCAGAGGGUACUUCUUGGAAAUGAAAUUAAAAGACACUGCAGGAGUUCACCAGAUGGAGAUGCUUCAAAGGCAGAUUUUACACAUCUUCCCAAAUGCAAGUCGGCAGGAAAGUUUUUCCUCCAUUUUAGCAUUUAGAAUACCAAAAGAAGAUGUACAGUCACUUUCACACUCCUUCUCUAAACUGGAGGAAGCAAAACAUGCUUUCAAUGUUGAGGAGUACAGCUUUUCUCAAGCCACACUGGAACAGGUUUUUGUGGAGCUUGCCAAAGAGCAAGAGGAGGAAGAUAACAGUUUGGGAACCUUAAACAGCACGCUCUGGUGGGAAAGAACACAAGAAGAUAGAGUCAUUUUUUGAACUCUUGAGCAUUAUAGGAUUUAAUUGAUUUACUGUUCAUACCUUUUCACAUGUGCUGAGCACAAAAACAAGUGGAAGUGUGGAAAAAAAAUCAGAUUUAGGAGGGAAAAAAUGUAGAUUUGGAAACAGUGACACUCCAGUUUUCACCUUCCUGGCCUUUAGAGAUCAUUAUAAAAGGGGAUGAAUUCAUUUUGAGGACUGACAUUGCAAGUUUCAAACUCCUCAUCCAUCAUCAUUCUGUUCUCUCUUUUGAACUGGGAGUGGUAGAUGACAGUCUAUUUCUUCAUAAUUUCCUGUCGAUUCUGGUUAGUUUGUCCUCUAUUUUCCUAGUAAUUCAACUCAUGAGCUGGCUCAGCCAGUUGGCAUGUUACAUUGCUGUCAAGUGUGGUUAUUAUCCAGAUUUUGAGUUUUGUCCAAUGUAAUGACUUCUGCACUGCUUAGCUUCUUUUCGAAAGAUACCUCAGAAGUUUGGGACCCCACAAGUCAUGAGUGCGAGCACUAGAAAAGGGGGCUGGCCAAGCAUGUAAAGCAUGGCAGAUGCAGGCAAAAGUGCAGUGGAAAUUAGUGACAUGUCUUGACUUAAGCAUCUACAUCUGUGCAUUUACUUCAAGCUAUGGACAGAAAUUACACAUGAACUGGUAUAAGUGAUCUGAAACUGAUUUAAAUCUGUAACACAACAGAAGCUCAGUGGACAUAAACGGCUUUCAAAAUGGCCGAAACUGGCGUAAGAUAAACCUGGAUGGAAGUCAGACUUAACUGAUUUAGGUUAAAUCAGUUUAUUGAACGUCUGUCCCAGAUCCCCUCCAGAUACAAGUUAAUUCACAGUCCCCCAGCAUCCCAUGAUGCUUUGCACCUCCCCUGCAACCCUCCCUGCUUGCAGGGUAGACAAGCUACAUGGUCUGCUCCAGCAGAACAGGAAGACAUGCUCUAGCACCCUGCACCUACCCCAGCUUCCGGCCUGAGCCGUUGCAGGCAUGUGACUGCAUUUCCAGAAUCAAAAGUAAAUGUCUGUUCACUUGCUUAUCAGUUCAGUAUAGACAGCUUAGACUAACCUGCGAAGACUGAAUCGAUUCAGCCUCGGGCUUUUUGACCUUCUGUACUUAGCAUUAAGGCCUGUCAAAUUCAGGGCCUUAAUUGCUUGACAGAACACCUGUAAACUUUGUCACCUCCGGGUAAAGUUCCUUAUAAACUACAUUGCAGUGCUAAAUUUGAGCUACUAAAAAUUUAGCUACUAAAAUUAAUUAUAUAAGAUGAUGCUGAUUAGUUCAAUAUAAAUUAUUUGAAUGCUACUGAAUACUGGCCAUGUCUAUAUGAGAUGCUUACUGUGUAGUGUCUCGUUACUAAUGCGUAGUGGUGUCACCGGACACGAGCCAUGAUGCGAUGCUGCUGCACAGUAGUAACAAGCUAUUGUGCAUUAGUAACAAGCUGCUGCUCAGCAAGAGUCACUAGGCAACUGCUGGGACACUACUACGCAAUAAUGCCAGUUACUGCACAGUCAUUUAAUACUCUGGUAUGCAAGUACUAAAUGACUGCGCAGUGACAACUGCACAGUGGGUGUCUCAUGUAGACAUGCCCACUGACCCCUAAAAGUCUGAAUGAUAAGCUGAUUUACAAAUCCUUAUUUUACUCCUUGGAAAACCAGAUCUCAGGUCAAAUUUCCUUAUCCAAAAUAAUCUGUCUGGCAAAACAAAACAGCGUCAAUAGGACAAGGACCCAGUUGUGCUUGGCACUGUGCAAGCUUGAAACCAUGCUAUCUGUCUGAGCUAAAUCCUACUUUUUCCGAUUGUUCUUUGCCCCCUUUGGGGCUAGUACAUCUCCAGCUGAUUACUAAUCACAUGAUCUACAGUAUAAGAUGACAGGCACAGCUAUCACUUAACAAAAAGCUUGCUUAAAAGAGGCCAUUUUGCUUUGAAGUCACAAAAAUAUUGUACUCAUCACUAAACAGGGCAUAAAUAAUAUAGCAAAUUUAUCUUGGUAUCCAGUCAACGUAAACAUGUUCACAUAUCAAUACAAUAUGGCAUGUGAUUACUGUUAUGUAUCUAUUUAUUGCAAAUUGGCAGGUGUAAUUUGAGUUGUGUUACUUUAUCGGAGUGCAUAAACAUUUAUAAUGCAUGUGUGUGUGUGUGUAAGUUUAAAUGGGGUUUGCAAGGUCAGAUAGGCUCUUUUUGCUUCGUAAAACUGAAGAUAAAAUAUCUUUAUGGUUCUUGAAGAAAUGUGAACGUUUCUAGUUACGGUUGUUUAAAGCAGCAUAACUAGUUAUUUUUAUUGGCUUCCAACUUCACAUGUUCUAUCACAUAUUCAAGAGGUAAUUAUUUAAAUGUGGUAACUUUUUAAUAGUGAAUUUACAGGGGCACGCACCAGUAUUUUCUAAUCUAUCUUUGUUGCAAUAGUAAUGACGCAACAGGAUUGUCCGUAACUUUCUUAUUAGUAAUUCUCGUACUUUCCCAAACCUGAAAGAAUAAGCUCUAAAUACAUAGUCUUGUCACUCAUAAUGAUACUUUUCUUUAGUGUCUUGCAAAUUCUUUUCUGAUAAGAGCAGGCAUGUAGUUCAUCUUUAGCUGCAGGAGGAAACAUUCAUCUUAUUUUGUGACAUUAAAUCUAAAGAUUGUUGAAAAUAUCACAAUGCAUUGUUGUGUAAUUCAGUUUCAUAAUCUACAACUCUAAUUUUAAACAACAUUUAUCAUUAUAGAAUCAUGAAUUGAAAUUCAUUUCAUAUAAACUUGUAUUGUCUACACAUCUGAAGACACUAGCUACGUGAAGUUGUAUCAAUUAUUCAUGGUUAUAUCAAGAUUAGAAAAUACCUAUCUUUUUUCAUUCCGUAUGUGUCCAGACUUAAAAUUAUGAUAUUACCUGUGAUUUAGAUUCCCCACCCCCCACGCUCCCACAAUUGUUGGGCAAUAAGUCAUGUAUUGCUUGUGCAAAAUUGAUGACAUUUUUAAAGGCCUAGUCGCAUAUUGGUAUCAAUGCCGAUCUUGUAAUUGAAUCCAGUAUGAGCAGGGAUUAACCUCUAUGUGUACGUUUUUUGCCUCUUUCUUUGUAACUCUAGUAUCGCUUAUGUGGAUUUUGCCACGGAUGCCACUUGGAUCUUUGUCCUGCAUGGUACUGAGAUGCAUUUACUCAGGGAGAGUGGAGGGCUUUCAGUACCUUACAGGACCUACUCUGCAGCCAGUCUAUCUCUCUGGAUACGUGGAGAUGUAACAUAAUGUAACCUACUGUAAAACUCUGUUUUAUUUUGAAGAAAAAUGCAAGUGCUGAAUUGAUUGCACAGACAUGCAGGCUCUAAUUCCAGUAGCAGUCUCAGAGUGAAGCUUUCCUGUGGAAAAGCUGGGCCAAAUCUGGCACUUAUCUCGGUGUGAUCCUACUGGUAUAUUUUAUUUAACAUUUAUAUUGUGGUAGCACAAAAAGGCCAACCAGAAUUAGGGCCCACUGCUGGAGGUUGUACAGACGUAUCAUAAAUGAGGGUCCAUACCGUAAGGAGUCUCCCAUUGACUGCGGUCAGUUGACUGAGUUGUGCUGAUGUGACAAAGAGCCACAUUUUAAUCAGUUUUAAUUAGAGGAAAGUUCCACUGUGGUUAUAAUAAGGGUGGAGUUGAAAAUAAGCACCAGAUCUUAUGGAUUCUUGUAUGCAUUAUCUUCUUUGCCUAUUUUACUCCUUUGUUUCCUGUACAGCUGUGUAACAUCCCAUCUACUGGCAUCCAUUGCAUUUUAUCUCCAAGUUUGUAACUGCUAACAUUAUAUUCAGACCUUUACACUUGGUAACUCAGGAGCCCAGUAAGUCAUAGACACCUUUCUACUGAUCUCAAUGUACAUUAAAUAUGGCUCAUACCUCUUAUAUUCCGUCAUUUCAGCAAACCAUGAGGAAUAAGCUCUAUGUCCUGUUGAUUAGAUAACACACAACAGUUAUGCUUUGCAUCUGACCAACAUGCCUUCUACCUUUUGCUUUUCAUAUCACCCUAAAGUUAUUUUAUGUAGUAAGUUUUAAUUCUAUUUUUCUAUCUGUAGGGUUCUAAUACUUUUCAUAGAUUUCAUAGACGUUAGAGUUUGAAGGGACUUCGAAGAUUGUCAAGUCCAGGCCCCUUCACUGUGAUGGUCUUGAUUACUGUCAGGAAUUUGUAGCUGGUGUUUCAUUUCUUUCAUGUUCACCAUACAUCACUUUUGGAAUAGAACAGAUGUCCUUUACUCUUUGGUAUGGCCCCAUUUCAACAUAUGUCAGCUGUCAGUAGCUAACAUAAAAGCUUCAGGAAAAAAUACUUUCCUGAACCAAGUGAAAAAUUAAAGCAUUAUUGAAUCUCUCCAAAGAAUCAUAGGUGAGAGGUUUGGGGGAGGGCAUUUCUGGGCCAUUAACCUGUUGUUUUGCCCUUGGGACUAAUCUGAAAUUUGUCUUCCAAGGAGCAAGUUAUUUUCUCUUAGACUAUGGAGGUCAAAUUCCAUUGUCUGCCUGUCUGUCUUUAAUCUGUGUGACUUAAUCUUGACUAUCAUAUUUCUCUGAGUUUUGGUAUUUUUUUUUUUUUUCAAACAACAAAGUACCCCAAAUUGUAGGAGUCCUUGUUGACUUCAUUUUUUGCUCAAUCUCUAAAUUCAUGUUCCUAUUGUCAUUUCCAUCUACCAGCUGUGUUCACAAUUAUUCCAACAAGGUACAGCCUGUUAAUUAAUGUGCAUUUUCUAUUUCCUUCUUAAUUUAGGACAGUCUCUGUACCUAGUUUUGAUCUUUCUGUUAUGUUUGACACCACUCAUCAAUUGGAUUCUCUUUCAUUUAUACUGGCUGUGAAUCUACUGUCUGCCAAACCAUUUUGUAGUCUCAUAGCAUUUCUAGCCAGAUAUUAUUGAUGUAUCUUUUCCAAUAGGUUCCUGUUUUCUAACAGGUUCAUCAUUAUCUAACUUUUCUAUUGGGACCAUUUUAAAAGCUUUACUAAAAUCUAGAUAUAUUCUGCCCAGUACUGCUUACAAUAGAAUUAACCCUGUUUGUGGCCACUUGGUAUUUAAAAAGAUAAGUGAGCAUAAAUUAGACCCGGAGAGUCCACUGCAUCCUUGGCUUUGUGUUUCAUAUUGUUUGAACAUUACACAAAAUGUUGAUCAAAGACAUCCCAAGUUCUUUCAUAUCUUAGAAAGAGUGCACCAGAUUGGUGCAGCAGGCCUCUUAGCUUACAAGAAUGGAGAAGCAAAAAAAUAAUAAUUCAAAGAUCAAAUAGAUUGAAAUAAGUUGGUACAAUUGAUACCAACAAAGCUUUGCGGACAAAACCUUACAUUUGAGCCCUGUGUUCUGUUUUAUUAUAUUUUUUCAUGCUAUUUAGGAACUAUAAAUAAUAAAUGGAACCCAAACUGUAUAUAACUGAGAGACAUUUUGACUUGGAGGAUCACUAGGAUUGGGAGUGGGGUAGAUUCUUGCUCAAGUUGUCACCCAGGAAUUUAACCUCUUUAUGCCACAGCUUUUCCCAACUGUAAAACGGGUCUAAUCAUUCCUGCCUACUUCGCAGGGGUGUAGUGAGGAUUAAUUAAUGCAUAUGAAAACCUUAAAGAUAAAUUUACUUAAAUAGUAGUAGUAUAUGGAUGUAUUUUUGUAUGGGAUAUUUAAUAACUCAGUUUUUGCUCACAUUAUCAUGAGAAAUCCAUAUUUUUAAAAUGGCGUUAUACAGUUAAGUAUAGCCUAUUAACUAUCUGAUGCAUGCUAUGGUCUUUAGGACUGGCAUACAAGAUACAUUUUAUCUAAAUGUUAGCAUUCUUUUAAUACUCAUCCCAAUAUGACAGCCAUGUACUUGAUGAGGUAUUUAUGAUUAAUUUUAUACAUGGAUAGUUUUCUUUUAUCACUUUUCUGUAUCUGUAAAGUGACCAGAAAUUAUUUUUUCUUUUUUCCAGAAGAAAGUGCUAUUGAAAUAAAGAUGGAUUGGAUUGUUCAUA